AGCGCGGAGAGCUAGACUGGACUCCAGAGCCGUGGCGGCAGUCUGCACAGCCCUCGGCCCGCUCGGGCGCUGCAGGCCUAAGAAUUUGUGGAAGAAAUGUUCUUGAAUGAGCACAUGACUGGUGAAUGAAUGAAUGUUGAAUGAUUUUGUUAAAUGAAUGGAUCAAGGGGAGCCCUGGCUGUGGCCGGGGAGCAGUGGGCCAUGCCAGGGGCUGUGGAAGGCCCCAGCUGGAAGCAGGCAGAGGACAUUAGGGACAUCUAUGACUUUCGAGAUGUUCUGGGCACGGGAGCCUUCUCAGAGGUCAUCCUGGCAGAGGAUAAGAGGACCCAGAAGCUGGUGGCCAUCAAAUGCAUCGCCAAGAAGGCCCUGGAGGGCAAAGAGGGCAGCAUGGAAAAUGAGAUCGCUGUCUUGCACAAGAUCAAGCAUCCCAACAUCGUGGCCCUGGAUGACAUCUAUGAGAGUGGUGGCCACCUCUACCUUAUCAUGCAGUUGGUGUCAGGUGGGGAACUGUUUGACCGCAUUGUAGAAAAAGGCUUCUACACAGAACGGGACGCCAGCCGCCUCAUCUUCCAGGUGCUGGAUGCCGUCAAGUACCUGCACGACCUGGGCAUUGUACACCGUGAUCUCAAGCCAGAGAAUCUGCUCUACUACAGCCUAGAUGAGGACUCCAAGAUUAUGAUCUCGGACUUUGGCCUCUCCAAGAUGGAAGAUCCCGGCAGUGUGCUCUCCACAGCUUGUGGGACCCCCGGUUACGUGGCCCCUGAGGUGCUGGCCCAGAAACCUUACAGCAAAGCUGUGGACUGCUGGUCCAUUGGGGUCAUCGCCUACAUCCUGCUCUGCGGCUACCCGCCGUUCUAUGACGAGAAUGAUGCCAAACUCUUUGAACAGAUUUUGAAGGCCGAGUACGAGUUUGACUCUCCUUACUGGGACGACAUCUCUGACUCUGCCAAAGAUUUCAUCCGGCACUUGAUGGAGAAGGACCCAGAGAAGAGGUUCACCUGCGAGCAGGCCUUGCAGCACCCAUGGAUCGCAGGAGAUACGGCUCUCGAUAAGAAUAUCCAUCAGUCCGUGAGUGAGCAGAUCAAGAAGAACUUUGCCAAGAGCAAGUGGAAGCAAGCCUUCAAUGCCACAGCUGUGGUGCGACACAUGCGGAAGCUGCAGCUGGGCACCAGCCAAGAGGGGCAGGGACAGCCGGCAAGCCAUGGAGAGCUGCUGACGCCCCCGGCCGGAGGACUGGCGGCAGGCUACUGCUGUCGAGACUGCUGCGUGGAGCCAGGCCCAGAGCUGUCCCCCACACUGCCACCCCAGCUCUAGGCCCCUGAAAGGCUGGGGCAGCCUGCUCCCCUUCCCUCCCUGAUCUGGGGAGCCACCCUGCCCCAUGCCCUCCUCACCCCCUCCUCUCACUCAUCACCACAUUUUCCAUACAAAUGCUUCUA
This is a messenger RNA of Octodon degus (degu), 1436 nucleotides long. RefSeq names its product calcium/calmodulin dependent protein kinase I (gene Camk1). The transcript has 13 exons. Gene Ontology annotation, biological process: peptidyl-serine phosphorylation. Lineage: Eukaryota; Metazoa; Chordata; Mammalia; Rodentia; Octodontidae. The record is from RefSeq and is a predicted model, not a curated record. The coding region runs from base 154 to 1314 and encodes 386 amino acids. Gene Ontology annotation, cellular component: intracellular anatomical structure. Gene Ontology annotation, molecular function: calmodulin binding; calcium/calmodulin-dependent protein kinase activity; ATP binding.